AUGAAUUAUCUCCAACUUGAGGCUUACUAAAAAGGUUAAGAAAUUGAUGUGUCUUCACCAUCUGAGAUAUCAUAAAAUAAUGCAAAUGAGAGUAAGACUUAAUAAUUUGAUUUACUAAAGGCUGGUUUUCUUAAUAAAGGCUCAAAAAGCUUUAGUCGUAGAUUGCCAAAUCAAACAAAAAACCAUCAAAAGACUGACAGUGUGUCAAUAAAGAGAUAGGAAAAAUCAACAUUGUUAAAGAACUUUUUUAUGAAUACUUUAGUUUAAAAGUUUAAGAAUAAUCUAUUAUAACAAUCAUAUGUACUAUCAUCCAGUAUGAAACACCUCUUAUAAUCUGAGUAGUAUUUAUUAGAAGAUGCAUCUAAAAAAAAGAGAAAAAUUAAUAGUUAAAGCUCAAAUAGGUUACUUUUUCUUCCAGGUGACAAAACUAUUAUAAUUUGGGAUAAAUUAUCUCUUAUUAUUAACCUAUUUAGCUUAUGGUUAUGUCCUAUUUUAUUUGCUUUUAAUGAAAACUCAUCAAUAUUCGAGAGCUUUGAAAUAAUAAUCAUCUUAUUUUUGUGUUUUGAUAUACCAAUCAAUUUAAAUAGAGCAAUAAUUGAUUAGGGGGAAAUAAUUGAAGAGAGGAGAACAAUAUUAAAAACAUAUAUUAUCAAUCAUAUCUAUAAAAAUAUUAGUAGCAUUAUUUUAUGGAUAUUAUGCUAUAAUCAAUUUUAUUAAAUAAACGUUGCCAGAGAAUUCAUAUUUAUUUUGUAAAUUGCAAUCCUAAUUAUUUAAAUAUCAAAUAAUUUCUAAAAAUAUACUGAAUAAUUAUACCUUAAGGAAAUAGCAAGUAAUGUCAAAGACAUAAUAAGUUUAAUAAUAUUAAUCUAUUAUUUUGCCCAUUACAUGGCAUGCAUUUGGCACUAUAUAGGAGUGAACACAGACUCUAUAGGCACAACAUGGUUAAUUAAACGUAAUCUGUUAGACGAAGGAUUUUAUAUAAGAUACAAUUAGUCAUUUUAUUGGGCUUCAAUGACAAUGGUAACAGUUGGAUAUGGAGAUAUCGUACCUUAAAAUUACGUUGAGAUGGCUUUUGUAAAUAUUAUGAUGCUAAUCUCAAGUGUAAUGUACGCAUAUUCUCUAAACUCUAUUGGCAUUAUAUUAAAAUCUUAUAAUGAUUAAAAAUAAAAAUAAACAAAAUCUUUAAUUGUAAUUAACAAUUAUAUGAGGAAAUACUAAUUGGAUGAAACAAUAUAAUCAAGAGUUAGAAAUUAUAUCAAAUAUCAAAUUGAUAAGGAAUUUCAAGAAAAUAGUGAAUAUGUAUAAUAAAUAAUCAAUGAUUUACCAAAUGGAUUAAAAUCAGAGUUGAAUAGAGAUUUACAAACAAAAAUUGUUUCCAGUAUUAAAAUAUUAAAUCAACAAUUUUCAAAGCAAUCCCUGAAAAAUCUUAAGGAUGAAUUAAAAAUCGUUAAAAUAACCCCAAAUGAUUAUGUAUUUCAUAAAGGUGAAACCUAAGAUUAAUGUUUAUAUUAUAUUGAUGAAGGAGAAAUUGAUUUGAUAGAAGAGAACAGUAAAAAAGUAUUAGCAACUUUUAAAAAGGGGGAAACUUUUGGUGAAUACCAAUUUUUUACUGGUUUAUAGCCUAAAUUUUCAGCUUUAAGUGUUGGAUUUUGCUCCUUAUAUUAAAUUAAAAGAUCUGAAUUUAUCAAUUUAAUUAGGUAUAAUUAGAAGGAUUUUGAAAAAUUCCAUAAUAUUAAGGAUACUAUUGUUUUUAAUAAUUCAUUCUCAAUCUUAUUAAAAAAUUGCAAAGUUUGUAAGUAGUUUAACCAUCUAACAAUUGAGUGUCCAUUGUUAACCUACAAACCUAAUUUAGAACAACGAAUCAAAAAAUCUUUAUAUCAUUCAUAUUAAGAAAGAGAUACGAAUUUUGAAAGGCUUAAUUAAAAACUAAAUGUUAGAAUCAUGCAUAAGGACAUAUAAGGAUCAAUUAAAUCUUAUUAAUAAUAAAGUUAUGCUAACGAAUAAAUUGAUGGCUCUUCUGUAAAAAUUGAUACUCCAGAUAUUUUGUAAAUUAGCAAAUAAACUACGAAAAAAAAAUUUACUAUCCAACCUAAAUUCCUCAUCAAAGAUUCUAAUGUCAAUUAAGAAGAUUAAAUAAUUAAUUUAUAGGAGGUUAUCAUGCGAACAGAUGCAGAAAGAAGGAAAUCUAAUGCAAAGACAAUAUUUUCUAAAAAGGUGGAGUAUAAAAAUAAGCCAACCAUUGGACUAGUUAGUUAAUCAAGGGAUACUCCAGUUAAUUGCUCAAUUCAUGAAAUAGCAGGUUAGAUGGGCUUUGAUUAAUAAUGUUUCUUAGAUGAAUUUUAACUGGAGCUACAAUUUCAUUAGAAUGAUAUUGAUAAAAUUUGUUUUUAUCAAUAUUAUAAAAAACAUGAUAAUGCAGACAGCAUUAUAAGAAAUUAUGAGAAUUUAAGGAAAAAAAGAGGUUCUCAGCUAUUUUCUAAAACAGAUAUAAACGCCUACCUUUAUACUUUUAAUUAAAAUGUAGUUUAUAAAAUAAUGAAGUUCAGGUUAAUUAACAGAAGAUGA
Paramecium tetraurelia is the source of this 2565-nucleotide messenger RNA. RefSeq lists its product as uncharacterized. The transcript is spliced from 5 exons. NCBI's taxonomy places the organism in Eukaryota, Ciliophora, Oligohymenophorea, Peniculida, Parameciidae. The record is from RefSeq and is a predicted model, not a curated record.